Molecule: messenger RNA, 3381 nt
Organism: Malania oleifera
Lineage: Eukaryota; Viridiplantae; Streptophyta; Magnoliopsida; Santalales; Ximeniaceae
Product: probable transcriptional regulator SLK2
Exons: 11
Coding region: 491-3085 (864 amino acids)
Biological process (GO): positive regulation of transcription by RNA polymerase II; negative regulation of transcription by RNA polymerase II
Cellular component (GO): nucleus; transcription regulator complex
Source: RefSeq, a predicted model, not a curated record
CAGUUCCGAACAACUCUUCUCCUGCUCGCGAUUUCAAGUGAGAUUUUGACAAUCUGCGAUCCAUUUUGCAGUUGAGUCUGGCGUGUCUGGUGAUUCUUAAUGUCUGCUGGGGUUUAGAUUUAUUUUGUCAAUGGAUGACUUGAUUUGGAUUUUGAGAGUAAUUAUCCCUACAAAAUCUGCCUGAAAGCUCUGGGUCUCUGGCAGAUAAUUUGCACUGAUAUGUUGACAUUUAAGUCUCUGAAUUUAUACUGUUGUUUAAUUAAUCAGUGAGAUUGGGGUACGGAGGAUUAGAGUUCUCUUUAAUUUGGUCGACAGGGUGUGUAUACUCAAAUUAUUGUUAUUUUAACUAUUUCUUGAGGAGAACUGCCUAUGAGGGUCAUGCAAGAGUUACGUUGAGCAGCUUGAGAGUAGUGAACUAGCAUUUAAGAACUGCCCCAGUCUGGCCCUGGAGAGCUACUUGGAUUCCGGCCACCAAGGGACGGUGCCGCCCAUGGCACCUUCUCGGGCGGUCGGGGGUUUAGGAAAUUCUUCAUCGAGUUCUGGUAUCUUCUUUCAAGGUGAUGGGCAGUCACAAGUUGUAGUUAAUUCUCACUUAAGUUCAUCAUUUGGGAACUCUGCAAGUUCGAUUCCAGGAACUGGGCGUUCAAGUCUGGGUCCAGUUUCAGGAGAUAUGAAUAACACAGUCUUGAACAGUGUUGCAAAUUCUGGACCAAGUGUUGGGGCAAGUUCAUUGGUUACCGAUGCAAAUUCAGCACUUUCUGCAGGACCCCAUUUGCAGAGAAGUGCCAGCAUCAAUACAGAUUCUUACAUGCGUCCACCAGCAUCACCCAUGUCAUUCUCAUCCAAUAACAUAAGUAUUUCAGGCUCUUCAGUCAUGGAUGGUUCUUCCAUAGGGCAACAGAACUCGCACCAAGACCAGAGCUCACAGCCAGUGCAUCAGAGUCAACAGCAGCAGCAAGGGGCUUCUAGUGCUACAUCCUUGCCCACAUCACAAGCUGGACAAGUUUCCCUUCCCAAUGGUUCCCGUGUACCAGGUUCUUUCAUUCAGGAGCCUAAUAAUUUAUCACAAAUGCAAAAGAAACCUCGACUUGAUAUCAAGCAGGAGGAUAUUCUGCAGCAGCAGGUUAUUCAACAGUUGCUGCAGAGACAAGAUUCCAUGCAGUUGCAAAACCAUAAUCCACAAUUACAAGCCUUAUUUCAACACCAGAGAAUUCGGCAACAGCAGCAACAUAUUUUGCAGUCAAUGCCACAGCUUCAGCGAGCCCAUUUGCAGCAGCAGCAGCAGCAGCAGCAGCAGCAGCAAUUGCAGUUGAGACACCAACUGCAGCAACAGGGAAUGCAGCCUGUAUCUGCUGUGAAGCGCCCCUUCGAUGCUGGUGUAUGUGCUCGUCGGCUAAUGCAAUAUUUAUAUCAUCAACGGCAAAGGCCACCUGACAAUGCAAUUGCCUAUUGGAGGAAAUUUGUGGCAGAGUAUUAUUCUCCUCGUGCCAAAAAGAGGUGGUGUUUGUCAUUGUAUGAUAAUGUUGGACAUCAUGCAUUAGGUGUUUUCCCACAAGCAGCUAUGGAUGCAUGGCAGUGUGAUAUUUGUAACUCUAAAUCUGGAAGGGGAUUUGAGGCAACAUUUGAAGUGCUCCCGAGACUCAAUGAAAUCAAAUUCAGCAGUGGUGUCACUGAUGAGCUUUUAUUUCUAGACUUGCCACGUGAAUUUAGAUUUUCUUCUGGAAUAAUGAUAUUGGAGUAUGGAAAAGCUGUUCAAGAGAGUGUGUAUGAACAACUUCGUGUCAUUCGUGAGGGUCAGCUUCGUAUCACAUUCACUCCUGAUUUGAAGAUACUUUAUUGGGAAUUUUGUGCACGACGCCAUGAAGAACUUCUUCCUCGUAGAUUGGUUGCCCCACAGGUGCAUCAGUUGGUCCAGGUUGCACAGAAAUGCCAAAGCACAAUUGCAGACAGUGGAUCUGAUGGGGUUUCUCAGCAAGAUUUACAGACGAACAGCAACUUGGUCCUGACAGCUGGGCGCCAGCUUGCAAAGAGUUUAGAGCUGCAGUCAUUGAAUGACUUGGGAUUUUCUAAGAGAUAUGUGAGGUGCUUACAGAUAUCAGAGGUUGUCAAUAGCAUGAAAGACUUGAUAGAUUUCUGUAAGGAGCACAAAGUUGGACCAAUCGAUGGUUUGAAAACCUAUCCUCGGCACGCCAGUGCAGUCAAGCUCCAGAUGCAAAAAAUGCAGGAAAUGGAGCAGCUAGCAAGUGUACAGGGUCUGCCAACAGAUCGGAACGCCCUGAACAAACUAAUAGCAUUGCAUCCUGGACUGAACGGCCACAUGGUCAAUAACCACCAUAUGGUUGGUCGAGGAGCUAUAAAUGGUUCACCGCAGGCUGCUUUGGCCAUGACUAACUACCAGAAUCUGCUGAUGAGACAGAAUUCAAUGAACUCGAACCCCAAUUCGAUUCAAACAGAAGCGUCAUCUUCCUUAAACAAUUCUAACCAGAGUCCAUCUUCAACAUAUCAAGGGCAGUCUGCUCUAAUGCAAGGAUCCCUUUCAAGUAUGCCAGUUAGUGGCUUCUCAAGUCCUCAUCUGCAACCACAACAGCAGCAGACUCAACAGCGUUCAUUCAACCCUAAUAGCCUGCACCAACAGAGCCACCCACAGACCUCUCAAGCCAGCCAGACUUUGCAGCAGCAAAUGAUCCAGCAACUUCUGCAGGAGAUGACUAAUAACAGCGGGUCAGGGGUGCAGCAGCAGUCCCUUUCUGGGCAGACGUCGAAUGGGGGUUUUGUGAGGAAUGGAGUUGGGUUUGGAAACAACAAUAAUUCAACAGCAGCUGCAACCAGCCCUAAUGUGCAAGCAAGUGUUGGCGGUCCUACACCCAGCAGGAGCAACAGUUUCAAAGCUGCUUCAAACAGCGACUCCUCUGCUGCUGCUGGCGCUGGCAACAACAGCAACGGAUUCACCCAUAGAGCUCAAGAGUUGCCUCAAAAUCUUCAUUUGUCAGAUGAAUUGGUCCAGGAUAUAACUCCUGAGUUCACUGAGAAUGGGUUUUUUAACAGUGACCUCGAGGAUAGUAUGGGUUAUGGCUGGAAAGCGUGAUUAACAGAAUAUAACCCUGUUGCUUGUUUUCAACAGUCGUUCUUUGUACAGGGAUAUUUGAAACAGCUUCCUUCUUCUUCUUUUCUUUUUGGGGUUUUAUUUUUACCAUUUUUAAUUAUUGAGCAUGUCGGGACGGUGUCUAGUACUUCAUAUCCUUAGGUAUCUUAGCAAGUUUCGUUAUGUGGGCUUUCGGUUUCCAAGUCUUGGCAAGUGUAAUCUAUUGGACAAAAACUCACACCCACCUUUGAGUUAACCCCGAUUGAUAAUGUUGACGUGCUUCAUUUCUUUGGGUUUUA